AUGCACACCCUCAUCUUGAUAGAUUUUCUUCCGGAAAAUGAAAAAAAGCAAUUUGAUCUUAAAUAUUCAACAUUAUUAAAACAACAUCAAUUCAAUAGAAAAUUAUCCAUUCCUUUUUCUGGUAAUUUUUUUAACGUAGCAACUCUUGGCUCAGAAGAGUCUGGUGAAAGUAAUAAUCAUUUUAAUUUACCUUUUGAUAUUAUUAAAAUUGACUCUUUCAUGAUGAUUACAGAUCAAGAAAAUCAACGUAUUCAAAUCUAUGAAAGAAAUUUAUAUUAUUUUACAAUCAAAAUCAAGCACAAUUCAAAGUUUAAGUGUAAACCAAAAAGAAUAGAGUCAUCGGAUGAUGGUGUUUUUGUUUCGUUUGACUUUGAUGAUAAUUCAUUAUUGAUUAAGCUGGACAAAAAGUUACUAUUUGAAAAAAUACAAAAAUCUAUUAAGGAAGGUAUUAACAUUAUUAACAUCAAUUUAGAUGAUACUCUUGAUAAUUUAAUUAUUUGGAAAUCAGAAUAUCAAUCCAAUAUUUUAGCAUUGAAACCAAUUAAUUGCCAAUUAGAAAAAUUUGUAAUUGUUUCCACUCAAGAUAACAUGCAUCUCAUUCAAUCAAAUGAUGGGCAAUUUUUAAGAGAGGCAUUUAGCGAUUCAACAAUUUAUGAUUUAACUUUAUUUAAGGUUGAUGAAAAAAUCAAUUUAUUAGCCUCUGGAAAUAAUUCUGUUUUUAUAUUUGAUCAGUUAUUUGAAGAAGGGUUUGAAAUGAACUCUGAACUGCACUCUAUUAUUUAUCCAAGUUCGUCCUAUGGCUCUUCAUUAAGUAUUAUUGUAAAUGAGGGUUUGAAUGUUAGAAAUAUUUGUUCUAGAGCUUUUUUAAAAUCAGGCAUUGUUCAACCAACAAAGAAAACAACAAAGGAAGUAAUUGCACACAAACAAAUAAUAAUAGCUGAAUCAGCGAGUAGCAAGAUACAUAUGUUUGAUUUAUUCUUAAUGAAACAAACAAAGAAUAGCUUAGAGACAUUCGUAUGGGAUUACGAACUUGUAAAAACGUUUAGAAAAAAGCCAGUACUGAACUACCCUACAAGCCUUUUGAUAGAUGAAUAUGGAAAUUUAUUUGUUGUUGACUCAAAACAACACAGAAUUCAAAUUUUCAGAUAA
This is a messenger RNA of Naegleria gruberi, 1149 nucleotides long. RefSeq lists its product as uncharacterized. Lineage: Eukaryota; Heterolobosea; Eutetramitea; Acrasida; Naegleriidae. Gene Ontology annotation, molecular function: protein binding. The record is from RefSeq and is a predicted model, not a curated record. The coding region runs from base 1 to 1149 and encodes 382 amino acids. The transcript has a single exon.